Molecule: messenger RNA, 2230 nt
Organism: Tripterygium wilfordii
Lineage: Eukaryota; Viridiplantae; Streptophyta; Magnoliopsida; Celastrales; Celastraceae
Product: monocopper oxidase-like protein SKU5
Exons: 9
Coding region: 162-1931 (589 amino acids)
Cellular component (GO): plasma membrane
Molecular function (GO): oxidoreductase activity; copper ion binding
Source: RefSeq, a predicted model, not a curated record
AGAGCCGUUUUAACUAUCCUCUCUCUGUCUAUUGUUCUUUUCAAAGGUUCUCGUUUCUUCUUCUAACUGAUAAUGUAAAACAGGACAAGGGAAAAAAGAAGAAGAAAGAGAGUAAUUUUGGCUCCCAAUUGUGAUAAACCCCCGAAAAAGAGUUGCUCAAAAUGGCUUUGUCUAGGUUCUCUAUACUUUCAUUCCUUCACAUUGUGUUGCUUGUGGGAUUGUGCUCUGCGGCGGAUCCGUCCGUGUUCUAUAAUUUUGAAGUCUCUUACAUCACUGCCUCUCCUCUGGGUGUGCCUCAGCAGGUUAUUGCUAUAAAUGAAAAGUUUCCAGGUCCCACUAUAAAUGUGACUACUAACAACAAUGUGGUUGUCAACGUUAGGAACAAGUUGGAUGAGAGUCUCCUCUUGCACUGGUCUGGGGUUCAACAAAGACGCAGUUCUUGGCAGGAUGGGCUUCUUGGCACCAAUUGUCCCAUUCCUCCAAAGUGGAACUGGACUUACCAGUUUCAAGUCAAGGAUCAGAUCGGAAGUUUCUUUUACUUCCCCUCCCUACAUAUGCAGAGGGCAUCUGGUGGGUUUGGCAGCUUCAUUAUUACUAAUCGGGCCAUUAUUCCACUUCCAUUUGCCACUCCAGAUGGGGAUAUUGUCAUUUUGAUAGGUGAUUGGUACACAAGAAAUCAUACGGCUUUGAGAAAGGACCUUGAUGCAGGGAAAAAUCUUGGAAUGCCUGAUGGAGUUCUUAUUAAUGGCAAAGGUCCUUACCAGUAUAACAGAACCCUUGUGCCAGAUGGCAUUGAUUAUGAAACUAUUGAAGUUCACCCUGGGAAAACUUAUCGCAUUCGUGUACACAACGUGGGAGUGUCAACUAGUUUGAAUUUCAGGAUCCAGAACCAUAAUCUCCUUUUAGCCGAGUCAGAGGGAUCGUAUACAGUGCAACAGAACUAUACUAGCUUAGAUAUACACGUAGGACAAUCUUACUCAUUUUUGGUGACCAUGGAUCAGAAUGCAAGUUCUGAUUACUAUAUUGUAGCUAGUGCUAGAUUUGUGAAUGAAUCUCGAUGGCAAAGAGUAACUGGUGUUGCAAUUUUGCACUAUACCAAUUCCAAAGGCAAGGCAUCUGGUCCCCUCCCAGAGGCACCAAAUGAUGAGUAUGACAAGACCUUCUCAAUGAACCAGGCAAGAUCUAUCAGAUGGAAUUUAUCUGCAAGUGGUGCGCGUCCUAAUCCCCAAGGUUCAUUUAGAUAUGGCUCGAUCAAUGUGACUGAAUUAUACGUGUUGAAGAAUAAACCACCAGAGAUGAUUAAUGGGAAACGGCGAGCGACACUUAGUGGGGUAUCAUUUGUCAAUCCUUCUACUCCCAUCAGGCUUGCCGACCAAUUCAAAGUGAAGGGAGUUUAUAAGCUUGAUUUCCCACCAAGGCCACUUACAGGACCACCUCGAGUGGAAACAUCUAUAAUUAAUGGUACAUUCAGAGGAUUUGUGGAAGUCAUUCUACAGAACAAUGAUACCAAGAUGCACAGCUAUCACGUUAGUGGAUAUGCAGUUUUUGUCGUCGGGAUGGAUUAUGGUGACUGGACGGAAAAUAGCCGGGGCACGUACAAUAAGUGGGAUGGUAUUGCACGCACCACAGUUCAGGUUUAUCCUGGAGCGUGGACUGCAAUCUUGAUUUCCCUCGACAAUGUUGGAGUCUGGAACAUUAGAACUGAAAACCUUGACUCAUGGUAUCUCGGCCAAGAAACAUACAUUAGAGUUGUCAAUCCAGAGGCCACCAACAAAACCGAGUUGCCCAUGCCAGACAAUGCCCUUUUCUGUGGCGCUCUAGGCAAAAUGCAAAAGCCCCAAGAUAUAUCUUCGGCAGCAACAAUCACAAACAACAGAUCAAACAUGUUCUUCACCAUACUGAUAUGUGUACUGAUUUUCCUUUUCCGCUAAUUGAUUCUCGAGUGAAGCUUAGUAGUGCAGUUUGAAGUUGCGAGUGUAGUAGGAGUGUUAAUUCUCGUCUGUGGAUAAAAAAAACCAUCUCUUGGCAUUGCAUUUUUGCUCUUUUGUUGCGGUUUGUCCCUGGUUUUGCUGUUUAAUUUAUUGGGGAGUCGAUCGAUCAUUCUUUCAUACCUAGAAUUUAUGUAGUGAUGAGGAUUCUUCAAUUUUUAAUACAAGGUAAACAGCCCAUUGUACUUUAUUUUGUCUUAGUAGGAACCAAUAUGCUUUUGCAACUUGUUAACUUUGUGAUA